AUGUGGCCAUCAACAAGUACGGAAAAGUUACCGGAAUAUGUUGUUGUGGCAUAUCCGGGAGUGGUGAAAAAUGCCGAGAAGGCGAUUGAAACUUUGGGUGGUGCUCAAACUCUUAGCAUGAAUCAUUUUGCUGGUCGUCCGAUCGAACUGCGACAUCAUCCGAAAAAUCUCUACGCAAAUGCUUUAGUAUCAGAGCGAGGAUCCGCCGAAAAGUCUUUCGGCGGUACCGGGACAGUAUUGUGUGUUGCAACUGUACGCCGCAAAAAGUCUGAUCCGAACUGUGUACAGGCAAAAGUGAUUGGAAUGGUUUCGACAGUUUACACUUUCAAAUCCAUGUGUGAUUUCCAUUAUUUACCCAUCCGUCAGAGUGAAAAAUUUCCAGGAUGUUUUGAAGAUUUAGUGCCGAAAUUAAUACCAUUAGAUCUUCCAGGCGCGCUAUCAUGGUGGAGCCAACCUGAAAAUGAACAUCGUACAUCCUUGCAUCUUCCUCCAUAUCAAUUCUCAAGGUAUUCGAUACCAUCAUCCAAAUUAUUAUGCAAAGAAACUGAUUUCUCACCGGAGAAAGUGAAACGGAAAAGCGCUGGACAUGGACAAAGUUUGCGAUCAGAAAGGAAAGCAUUAUCUAUAACAGUGCAUUCAACGGCUGACUUUCCAAAACAACCUACUGAAGAGGCAGUCAAUGAUGCAAAUAUUAGGUGUAAAAACGACGAGCCUCAUCGUUUGCUGCAGGAAUUGUUCGAAGAGCGACCAAUGUGGACCAGAGUGGGUAUUCUUAAGAAAACGGGCCUGGAUGAUGGUUUAAUAAAAACGCUGCUGCAAAAAUUUGCAUUUUACAUUUUAAAUGGACCAUGGGGACGUUUGUGGUGUCGCUUCGGUUAUGAUCCAAGAACUGAUCCAAAUGCAAAACAAUAUCAGUCAGUUAUGGUGACGUUUCGACAACAUGCUAAAAUACCCGAAAGGCAACGUUUGAAGAUUGUAACUAAAAAUAGUGAACGACCAGGUCACGUUUCGGUCACAAGUGCUUCAUCGUUAGCACCAGCGAUCCCAUCAACAUAUGGUUCUCUUUCAGAUGAGCAUAUCGAUUUUGCAUAUAUACCUGGAAAGCUUCCUCGCGUACGACAAAUGUGGUAUUGCAUAUGUGAUGUAAAGCUUCCAGUUGCGGAAGAAAUUGUACGAAAGGAAUUCUUUGCACACAGUGAAAAAGCGGAUCCGCAGCACGGAUGGCUGCCGCCGAAAGCCGUUGACCGAAUUCGUGAUGCUAUCAAAGAAGAUGUGAAGAAAGUGAGCAAUCAAAUCGAGGAAGAGGAGGGGAUACCAGACGAAAUCGAAGAAGAUUGACAUCUAAAAAUGGUUGAACAGACAACUGCUCCAACAGUUGAAGAUGAAAAAUCGCGUGCGCUGGGUGCGUAUCGCCGUAAACUUGUCGAAUAUCGUGAAGUGGAGGAACGUUUGAAACAGCUGAGAAAGAAAGAAGUUGAAGUUCAGAAGGAACACGAUAAAUCGGAAAAUGAUAUAAAAUCGUUGCAAUCGGUUGGACAAAUAGUUGGUGAAGUACUGAAACAGUUAACAGAAGAGAAAUUUAUUGUGAAAGCUACAAAUGGGCCCCGAUAUGUAGUUGGUUGCCGACGAUCAGUUAACAAGGGAGCGCUGAAGCAGGGUACUCGAGUUGCGCUGGAUAUGACAACACUUACAAUAAUGCGACAGUUACCUCGAGAAGUAGACCCACUGGUCUACAAAAUGAGCCAUGAAGAUCCAGGCAAUAUAUCUUAUUCCGAAGUUGGUGGGUUGAGCGAACAAAUACGUGAACUACGUGAGGUCGUUGAGCUGCCUUUAAUUAACCCUGAUUUGUUCCGGCGUGUUGGUAUUACUCCACCUAAGGGGUGUCUUUUAUACGGUCCUCCAGGGACCGGGAAAACUCUGCUGGCAAGAGCAGUGGCUUCUCAGUUGGAUUGUAAUUUCCUUAAGGUUGUAUCUUCUGCUAUAGUUGAUAAAUACAUUGGUGAAUCAGCGAGAAUGAUUCGUGAGAUGUUCAACUAUGCUCGCGAUCAUCAGCCGUGCAUCGUAUUCAUGGAUGAAAUCGAUGCUAUUGGUGGUCGUCGAUUUUCGGAAGGAACGUCAGCUGAUCGUGAAAUACAACGUACUCUGAUGGAGCUGUUGAAUCAAAUGGAUGGGUUUGAUUCACUCGGAAGAGUGAAGAUAAUCAUGGCAACAAAUCGACCUGAUACAUUAGAUCCAGCGUUACUUAGGCCUGGUCGUUUGGAUAGAAAAAUUGAAAUUGGUUUGCCGAAUGAGCAAAGUAGACUUGAGGUGUUGAAAAUUCAUGCUAGCAAAAUAACAAAACACGGAGAUAUCGAUUAUGAAGCUGUCGUUAAGUUAUCAGAUGGUUUCUCCGGUGCGGAUCUCCGAAAUGUCUGCACAGAAGCAGGUUUAUUUGCGAUUCGUGCUGAACGUGAAUACGUCAUUGACGAAGAUUUCAUGAAAGCAGUUCGUAAGGUGGGUGACGCGAAGAGAUUGGAGACGAAACUUGAUUACAAGCCUGUGUAA
Messenger RNA from Acanthocheilonema viteae, 2544 nucleotides. NCBI's taxonomy places the organism in Eukaryota, Metazoa, Nematoda, Chromadorea, Rhabditida, Onchocercidae. The record is from the annotation of a GenBank genome assembly.